Molecule: messenger RNA, 849 nt
Organism: Manihot esculenta (cassava)
Lineage: Eukaryota; Viridiplantae; Streptophyta; Magnoliopsida; Malpighiales; Euphorbiaceae
Product: putidaredoxin
Exons: 1
Coding region: 168-656 (162 amino acids)
Biological process (GO): P450-containing electron transport chain
Cellular component (GO): mitochondrion
Molecular function (GO): 2 iron, 2 sulfur cluster binding
Source: RefSeq, a predicted model, not a curated record
CAAGCAUAGACGAGUAAAAUAAAGGGGAUGUGAGGGCCACUGGCAUGAGAAUGAAGUGAAGCUCACUUGUCCGCACUGAUCAGCCAACUAACCGCAGCUCCGUCCUGUUUGCAAACGUCUGCAGUUUAGCCCACGGUGCGUCCCCAUUCCUCAGAGCGCCUGCAGAAAUGGCGAUAUCGACGCUCCAGAGACUCUCCUCCCAACUCAACCGCCUCCCAUCUCUCACCCCUUUCACCAAAACCGUCCUCGUCCGCUCCUCCGCCUCCGCCGCUGCUUCCACUUCCUCCUCCGCCAAAGUCGCCGACAGAAUAGUUAAGUUGUUCGCUGUCGACCUUGACGGUAAAAAGAGGGAGAUCGUGGGCCUCUCCGGUCAGACUCUCCUCAAGGCUUUGGCCAACAGCGGUCUCAUCGACCCUGCCUCCCACCGCCUCGAGGAGAUCGACGCUUGCUCCGCCGAGUGCGAGGUCAGCAUCGCCCAGGAGUGGCUCAAUAAACUGCCACCGAGAUCCUAUGAUGAGGAGUAUGUUUUGAAGAGAAAUUCUAGAGCUAGGGUUUUGAACAAGCACGCCAGGUUGGGAUGCCAGGUCGUUCUAACGCCUGACCUUCAAGGUAUGGUUGUUGCAGUCCCCGAACCAAAGCCAUGGGAUAUCCCCUAAAACGAGUAUGAGUUUAGGGUUUUGUUUUCGAUUUUGCUUUACCAUGAUGUUUGGAAUUGAUUAUGCAAUAAUGUGCACGCUUCAAAUGGAUUUAUGUUUCCUGCAAUGUGAGAUAUAUGUAAGAUUUCCCUUGAAUUGGUUCUCCGGAACUUAAUUCUGAUGUUCUGAUUUAGCUAAUUUAAAUUUUUUGCAA